Truncatella angustata is the source of this 384-nucleotide messenger RNA. RefSeq lists its product as uncharacterized. Gene Ontology annotation, molecular function: protein heterodimerization activity. Gene Ontology annotation, biological process: peptidyl-glutamine methylation; rRNA (guanine-N7)-methylation; tRNA methylation. The coding region runs from base 1 to 384 and encodes 127 amino acids. Lineage: Eukaryota; Fungi; Ascomycota; Sordariomycetes; Amphisphaeriales; Sporocadaceae. The record is from RefSeq and is a predicted model, not a curated record. The transcript has 2 exons.
AUGAAGAUCCUGAGCUUAAACUUCCUGACCUGCGCGGUCAAGGCCUGCAAGUCCUCUUCUGAUUCCUAUCCUCUGCACCCCAAGGAUGCGGAGUUAGUGCAGGACGACAUCGAGGUCAACGCUGAACUUCUCAUCAACCUACUGCCCCGCAUCGAUUGGACAGCGCUCACCACAACCGCCACAGAGCUCGGCUUCCCUGCCCUGCCCUCGCAGCCCCCCACGGCCGAGGACCUGGCCGCCGACGGGCAGAAGCUCAAGGACCUGCACCACCUGCUCAUGGAGACGCAGAUCAUGGAGGGUAUGCUCGUGUGCGGGCACUGCGGGCACGAGUACGCCGUGCGGGAGGGCAUCGCCAACUUCCUGCUGCCUAGCCAUCUGGUCUGA